AUGAUAUGGAAAAGAGGAGGUUCAUAUAACGAGUACAAGAAGUUAUCGAGAGGAAAAAUAUUUAGUUCGGUGAAAUGUGAAUGUUUGUUCAGUGUGAGAGGUUAUUUGUUGAUUGCUUGUGAUUGGAGCCUCAAAGUUGAUUACGGUAGACACAACCAUGAAAUGGAAGAUGUGUUGAAAGGUCAUAAAACUGCCAGACCUCUGAGGCAAAUUCAUACUAAUUUAAGGAAAAGUUACAAUAGAACUUCAACUACUAUCAAGCAUAUUUAUAAUGCUUGUCACAAGUAUAGGCAGUCCAUUAGGGGUACGAGAACAAACAUGCAUCAUCUCUUAAAAUCAUUGGUUGAGAAUGAGUAUGUGUAUUAUUGUGGGAAGUAUCCUGAUUCCGAUGAUAUCAGAGAUAUUUUUUGGGCGCAUCCAAAUGAUGUUGAAAAGAUUAUUGACUGGGAAAUCACUUCUGCAAAGCAAGUUGAGAUCCCUUUCAAGCCUGCUCGUGUUCUUCUCCAGGUACCUUGUUCAAUUCUGGAUGCAGUGUAUUGUGAUCCAUGA
Medicago truncatula (barrel medic) is the source of this 549-nucleotide messenger RNA. RefSeq lists its product as uncharacterized. The transcript has 2 exons. The record is from RefSeq and is a predicted model, not a curated record. Bases 1 to 549 code for a protein of 182 amino acids. Gene Ontology annotation, molecular function: protein serine/threonine kinase activity; ATP binding. Gene Ontology annotation, biological process: protein phosphorylation. NCBI's taxonomy places the organism in Eukaryota, Viridiplantae, Streptophyta, Magnoliopsida, Fabales, Fabaceae.